This is a messenger RNA of Gigantopelta aegis, 1587 nucleotides long. RefSeq names its product sulfate transporter-like. The transcript is spliced from 10 exons. Bases 1 to 1587 code for a protein of 528 amino acids. Gene Ontology annotation, biological process: transmembrane transport. NCBI's taxonomy places the organism in Eukaryota, Metazoa, Mollusca, Gastropoda, Neomphalida, Peltospiridae. Gene Ontology annotation, molecular function: oxalate transmembrane transporter activity; secondary active sulfate transmembrane transporter activity; bicarbonate transmembrane transporter activity. The record is from RefSeq and is a predicted model, not a curated record. Gene Ontology annotation, cellular component: membrane.
AUGGAUAACGAAAAGCAAACCGAGCCAGACACGUGUAACUUGGUGGAGUUUGAGAAGACUAAUCGUAAAGACCCUGAAGUGAGGACAGUUCGAGAAGUGGCAGCGGGGUGGGCCAGGAAAACAUGCAGCCAGCGGGCUCUCAAGAAGACUUUCCUGAACAACUUCCCAUUCUUGUCCAUCAUGAGAGGAUACCACGUGCUGCAGGAUCUUCCAAAUGACAUCAUUUCCGGUUUUACGGUUGGAAUAAUGCAGAUUCCACAGGGUAUGGCAUACGCCAGUUUGGCCACCUUGCCGCCAGUGUGUGGACUUUACACCAGUGUGUUCGCGCCUUUCGUCUAUUUCUUCUUUGGCUCAUCCAAACAUAUUUCAAUGGGAUGUAUCGCUGUUGUCAGUUUAAUGUUUUCCUCUGUCCUUGACGCUAACAUCGUCAACAGCAGCCUCAUGGCAUCAUCUUCCAACAACACGAACGUCACUGACGACCUCGAUGCAGUGUUUGACGCCCAGAAAAUCAAGAUGGCUUCCGCAAUCACUCUCAUGUCCGGGCUUAUUAUGAUGCUGCUUGGCAAACUCGGUCUGGGCUUCGUGACGACGUUUAUGUCGGAGUAUUUGAUUGGAGGAUUUACGACCGGGGUGGCCGUUCAAGUGUUGACGAGUCAGGUGAAACUCGUCGUGGGCAUCAAGAUAGAACGACCUAAUGGUCUGUCCAAGGCGGUGAAGACGUGGGUAGCUUUGUUUGCGCAUGCGGCCGAGAUCAACUGGGCGCCGGUGAUCAUGUCUAUUAUCAGUAUGUUGGUCAUCUACUUGGUGAAGAUUUUCAUCAACGAACGAUUCAAGUCAAAGAUGAGGAUCCCCGUACCAAUCGAACUCAUUGUGGUUAUACUCGGUACAGUUGCCUCCCAUUACGGCCAUUUCAAUGCAAACUACGGCAUGCAGAUUGUAGGACACAUUCCAGCGGGAAUCCCGGCCCCGACUAUUCCAGACAUGGGGUCAGUGAGUCAUCUGAUCGGAGACGCCAUCAUCAUCGGCAUCAUCGCCUUCGCACAGUCCGUGUCCAUGGCAAAGACCCUAGCUCUGAAAAACAAGUACACGGUCAACGCUAACCAGGAAAUGUUCGCUUAUGGCGCUGGCAGUGUUUUGGCAUCUAUUUUCGCUGGUUACAUCACGGCAGCAUCUGUCGCCCGGAGCGUCGUCCAGGAGGGAGCCGGCGGCAAAACACAGGUGGCAGCCCUGUCCUCCUGCAUCAUAGUCCUCAUCGUGGUCAUUGCUGUGGGUCCUCUCUUCUACUCAUUACCAAAGACAUGCCAUGACGCUGGUGUCGUUAAUAUAGCAUUCAACUCGCCUCUGUAUUUACAGACAUGUCAUGACGCUGGUGUCGUUAAUAUAGCAUUCAACUCGCCUCUGUAUUUACAGACAUGCCAUGACGCUGGUGUCGUUAAUAUAGCAUUCAACUCGCCUCUGUAUUUCGCCAACUCUGAAAUAUUUGUUAAGAAGUGUGUUACAGCGAUUGGUGUAGACCCCAUGAAGAUGAAGAAACUACAGGCCAAGUCGAACAAAAUUAAAUUCAAAAAAUCAGAUGUGAGUAUUUAG